GGGAUAAAUCUGACCUUGUCUAGAGGACAAACUGGGGUUGAAUAAAAAAAACGAGUUUUUCUUCGGAAGUUUAGUAAAUGGGUGUUAUUGACAAUUUAUCAGCCAAAAAGAAGAUAUCUUUAGGUUAAUCGACUAUUUGUAUCCCCCAAGGGUCAUCUGCAUAUCAUAAUCUCACUAAAAUAUAGUAGAUAAAAACUGUUGAACGUGAAUGAUGGUCUAUUGUAUGUAAAAUUUUGAUUUAUAUUACGAAAUGACAUCAUUCAUAAUGCAAGAUUUCCUUUUUUCCUUAUGGAAGGAUUAUGUUUGCUCUCAAUUGUGAUUGGUUCUCCCAUGUGCUUGAAUUCUACCGACAUUUUUCCUGGGAUACUGAGUCAGGCGAUACUAGUUUACUGUUGUCAGUGAUAAACCUGAAUUGUACCUCUGAUCCACUGGUGGAUCACUAAAAUGCUCCAAAGUCACGAGUUAUAUCAAAAUAGGGUUAAUAGUUGGUGUUUGGGAUUUAGUUUAGAACCUUCAUCACGAUGAAGCAAGAAUCCGUAAACCCUCUGCCUUAAUCUUAGCACUCUAGAUCAUUUAUAUUCCAGCGACUCCUGAUUGGCCAAAGAAGUCAAUAUCUCGAGAUCAUUCUGCUGUAUUGUUCAGCUUUACCCUCCCGAAAUCAAAAAAGUUGUCGGCGAGACUAUAAUCCAUGGCCUAACAAGUCAGAUCUAAGAUUUCGGUUCCUGGACUUUGGUACAGAAUUCACCCAUACAUAUAACAAAAUUACAUUUUGGAACCACAGCUGAUAUCAGUUCGUGAAGAAAACCCUCAUUUGAAUUCCUAAUCCCGACUUAAACGUCUAACAUCUAGUCUCGAAUCCUCACAUGAAUUUAUAUCCGUAUUUCGACUGUAGCAAGUGGUCAUGGUUCCCAAAGCUCUUUUAUAUCGCCCAAAGUUUUUUUCAAAAAUUAUAGUCUCGUCAAUUGUUCCACUUAUGUGCAAAGUCAUUUAACAUCAAUUCAUGCUUUUUCAUUACGACUAAAUAUGACGGUUGCGGAAGUGGAGCACUACUUUUAUAAGACCGUUAAGAUCGCACUUAAUUUAUGUUUAUAAAAAUUCUGUUCUUUUUUCUGCUGAUAUGACUGUUUACUAUGACUGAAAUAACUGCUACUUAUUGCAACAGAACAUGUCAGUGCAAGAAAAUAAACAAGGCCGUAGGUGAAGACUUAUUUAUUCACGUACCUUUAAUUAAUAUAAUAUUAAAAGUAAUGAUGAAAUGUGUAUGCAAAUUUUUAAAUUUUCAGUCAACAGAUAAGCAGUAAUUUACAUACUGUUAUACACAAAUCCUUAUGUUCUUUCACUUUAUUUUUUACCUAAUCUUAUUUCUUUCCAAUGACCACCUGUAUAAAAAACAGUCUUCUUUAAGAGUUUGGUUUUUAACCUGUUUUUGUUCUGGUUUUCAGUUAUUUGAUGCCGACUAAACACUAUAUCUGUUUACAGCCUUUCUACCGCUAAAUGUCAUCCAUUGUAAUUACCAGGCGUUAAAAUGUCAAGUGUAAACCUGCACAGUGAUUUAUUCCUGCAUUAUUAUAAAGCGUGGGGUGGAGUCGAAGAUUAUGAAUCAGAGAACUUAGGGAUACCAGGUUUUUUCCAACGUGUACCACAAGAUAAUGAGAUUUUACCUGCGAAAUUACGGGAGGAUGCUAGGUCUGCUUUGUUGGAGAGAAAAAGUUUGAGAUUGUUGUCUAAUGUUGAACUUCAAGAGUUUUGGUAUCUUUUGGAGCGCUAUCAUUCACCUCCUACAGUUAAUGGUGAAAAAUUCAUGGACUAUGAGAAUUUUCGCAAGGCAUCUAAGGAGGCAUCUCCCAAGGCAAAGCAAUAUUUCACAGCAGCUACAUUUGUAAAGUUACUUCGUGAAGAUGAAGUUUUGUCACGUAUUAAUAUCUUGACAUUUUUCAAUUAUGUCAUGAAGAAAGUAUGGUUGCAACAAACACAUGUUGGGAUAUCUCUUUAUGAUGUGUGCGGUGAAGGUUAUUUGAGAGAGACAGAUUUGGAAAACUAUAUGUUGGAACUUAUCCCUACUUUGUGUCAGCUAUCAGAGUUGGAGCCAACGUUCCAAACAUUCUAUGUAUGCACGGCUGUACGAAAGUUCUUCUUUUUCCUUGAUCCUUUACGUUCGGGUCGUGUGCGUAUCACUGACAUUUUAGCUAGUGGAUUUCUAGACUCUAUGCUUGAAUUACGUGAAGUAACUACAUCAGAGGCACAAUUGGCCGCUAAUUGGUUUAGUCAUCAAUCAGCUGUACGUGUUUACGGUAGCUAUUUGCUCUUAGAUGAAGAUCGAAAUGGCUUGUUAACACGCAGUGAAUUAUCACGAUUUGGAAAUGGUACAUUGACCGACGUAUUUCUCGAUCGUGUAUUUCAAGAAUGUUUAACUUAUGAAGGUGAAAUGGACUACAAAACUUAUUUAGACUUGGUUUUGGCUAUGGAAAAUAAACAUGAGCCGCAAGCAAUUGCUUAUCUUUUUCGUAUUCUUGACGUUGGUGGUCAAGGUAAACUGACUUCACUAACAUUACGGUAUUUUUAUGAUGGAAUCGAAGACAAACUACGUGCUUCAGAUAAUGAUAUACCAAGUUUUGAGAAUGUAUUAAAUGAAAUCUUUGAUAUGGUACGACCAGCGAAUCCCCAUUACAUCACUUUAGAUGACCUUAUCAAUUGUGGUAAGGGCGACACCGUAAUAAACAUAUUGAUUGAUCUCCAAGGCUUUUGGGCCCAUGAAAAUCGUGAAGCUUUCACUUCCGAAAUACCAGAUGAAGCAGAAUUGUAAAUCGGAUUUUGAUUAUUCACUGAUAUCCAGCAUUGCAAUCAGUGUUAAUUUGCUCAGUGUAUUGUUACUGAAAAAAACAUUGAUGAACUUAUAUACUUGUUAGACAAUUGAACACUUCUAAACUAUCGUAACGUGCCUAUACUUAAAAAUAUACGGGACGUUUGCGAAGUAUAAAGGUAGUUCUCUGUUUCUCACUCACUAUUUUCCGUUUUUACAAAGCAGUUAAAAAUCAAAAUUUCAUACAUACAACUUCA
Molecule: messenger RNA, 3057 nt
Organism: Schistosoma margrebowiei
Lineage: Eukaryota; Metazoa; Platyhelminthes; Trematoda; Strigeidida; Schistosomatidae
Source: the annotation of a GenBank genome assembly